Molecule: messenger RNA, 1743 nt
Organism: Mastomys coucha (southern multimammate mouse)
Lineage: Eukaryota; Metazoa; Chordata; Mammalia; Rodentia; Muridae
Gene: Chn1
Product: chimerin 1
Exons: 13
Coding region: 324-1703 (459 amino acids)
Biological process (GO): regulation of small GTPase mediated signal transduction; ephrin receptor signaling pathway; positive regulation of GTPase activity
Molecular function (GO): GTPase activator activity; ephrin receptor binding
Source: RefSeq, a predicted model, not a curated record
UGCGGCGCGCUCCGGCAAGAUGGCGUCGGCGAGGUCGCAGGGUGCGCGGUGAGCGCCGGCCGCUGUCGCUCCACCCGGCCGGUCGCGCCUCAGGUCCGCCCGCCCGCGCGCGCCCCGCGGGCCCAUGGCGGCGACAGGUGCGGGCGCGCGGCGGCUCGCCGGGCUGCCGCGGGCCGGGCGCGCCCCUCGCUAACGCGCGCGUAACUUUUCCUCGCCGCGGCCCCCCGCGGCCUCCGCGCCACGCCCCCCGGGCCGCCGCCCCGCCGAGGUGCCGUCUGCCGGCCGCCGCGGGAGCCAGGAGCGCCGGGAGGCGCGGCUCCACCAUGGCUCUGACCCUGUUCGAUACAGAUGAAUAUAGACCUCCUGUUUGGAAAUCUUACUUAUACCAGCUGCAGCAGGAAGCCCCUCACCCUCGAAGGAUCACCUGCACUUGUGAGGUAGAAAACAGACCAAAGUAUUAUGGAAGAGAGUUUCAUGGCAUGAUCUCUAGAGAAGAGACUGACCAGCUCUUGAGUGUGGCUGAGGGGAGCUACCUCAUUCGUGAGAGCCUGCGGCAACCAGGAACAUACACUUUGGCUCUAAGAUUUGGAAGUCAGACCAGAAACUUCAGGCUGUACUACGAUGGAAAGCACUUUGUUGGGGAGAAACGCUUUGAGUCCAUCCACGAUCUGGUGACUGAUGGCUUGAUUACUCUCUAUAUUGAAACCAAGGCAGCAGAAUACAUUGCCAAGAUGACGAUAAACCCAAUUUAUGAGCACAUAGGAUACACAACCUUAAACAGAGAGCCAGCAUACAAACAGCACAUGGCAGUCCUGAAAGAGACACAUGAUGAGAAAGAGGCUACAGGCCAGGAUGGGGUAUCAGAGAAAAGGUUGACAUCACUUGUUAGAAGAGCAACUCUGAAAGAAAAUGAACAAAUUCCAAAAUAUGAAAAGGUUCACAAUUUCAAGGUGCAUACGUUCCGAGGGCCACACUGGUGUGAAUACUGUGCCAACUUCAUGUGGGGCCUCAUUGCUCAGGGAGUGAAGUGUGCAGAUUGUGGGUUGAAUGUUCACAAGCAGUGUUCCAAGAUGGUGCCCAAUGACUGUAAGCCAGACCUCAAGCACGUGAAGAAGGUAUACAGCUGCGAUCUGACAACACUCGUGAAAGCUCACAUCACCAAGCGGCCAAUGGUGGUAGACAUGUGCAUCAGGGAGAUCGAGUCUAGAGGUCUUAAUUCUGAAGGACUCUACCGAGUGUCAGGAUUUAGUGACCUAAUUGAAGAUGUCAAGAUGGCUUUUGAUAGAGAUGGUGAGAAGGCGGAUAUUUCUGUGAACAUGUAUGAGGACAUCAACAUUAUCACUGGUGCACUUAAACUGUACUUCAGGGAUCUGCCAAUUCCUCUCAUCACGUACGAUGCAUACCCCAAGUUCAUAGAGUCUGCCAAAAUUAUGGACCCUGAUGAGCAAUUGGAGACCCUUCAUGAAGCACUGAGAUCGUUGCCGCCCGCCCACUGCGAGACGCUCCGGUACCUCAUGGCACAUCUCAAGAGAGUGACUCUUCACGAGAAGGAGAAUCUGAUGAGUGCAGAGAACCUUGGGAUCGUGUUUGGCCCAACCCUCAUGAGAUCACCAGAGCUAGACCCCAUGGCUGCCCUGAACGACAUACGCUAUCAAAGACUGGUGGUGGAGCUGCUUAUCAAAAAUGAAGACAUUUUAUUUUAGAGUUUUGAUUUGAGGAGAAAAGAAAUGGUUUACAGAUGAA